Messenger RNA from Zingiber officinale, 4585 nucleotides. RefSeq lists its product as uncharacterized. The record is from RefSeq and is a predicted model, not a curated record. Gene Ontology annotation, cellular component: endoplasmic reticulum membrane. Lineage: Eukaryota; Viridiplantae; Streptophyta; Magnoliopsida; Zingiberales; Zingiberaceae. The coding region runs from base 279 to 797 and encodes 172 amino acids. The transcript has 8 exons. Gene Ontology annotation, biological process: endoplasmic reticulum organization; vesicle-mediated transport.
UCAAUUAAUUCCCUAACUUUUAUUCCUACGCCGGCUUCACCACUUUCCCCUCUGCUUUUCACCUCUCACGCCGCCGCCGUCAGCUGUCCUACGCCGACUUCACCACUUCCCCUCUGCUUUUCACCUCUCACGCCGCCGACGUGAGCUGUCGCCGGAGAAGACGUCGCCGCCGCUGUGAGCUGUCGCCAGUUCCCCUUCCCUAUUUACCCUUCCCUCACGUUAAGAUCUCACGAAGGAGGGCGGCAGCUUGAAGGAAGCAGCGGCGGGGAUAAACACCGAUGCAGAAGCGGAGCGUCGCUGCUGGCCGUCGGCCGUCGGGAACUGAUGGAUCGGACUUCUCCUACCGCAUGGUCGUCGACUCCAGGUACACGAAAGUGGCUCGAGGGAAAUCCAGGCUUGGAGGUCUACUUGUUGCCCAGACUGCCAGUCAAAUAAUUUGGACAGUUCUGGUAUUCUUAUCUGCAUUGCCUGAAAAGAAGAUUGAGGCAGUUCCUGCUGUAUCUCUUUCACUUGGAUUCAUUUCACUUGUAAUUGGAGAAUUAGGUCGAAGGCGCAGCUCCAAAAGAUUGCUGAGAUUGUACAAUAUCUUCUCAUCUGUAGCAACUGCACUAUCUGUUGUUUGUAUUUUUAGGAGUAACCUGCACUUAAAGGUUAGCAAUCUCCAAAGCUUCACAGACCUGCUGAUAUAUGAUCUUCUUGUGUUAGUACGCACUGUGAUUGGUGUUUGCCUGCAGAUAUUUGCUCUAAGUACAAGUAUUACACUGGUGCACAACAUGUCUCCCCAGACAGUCUCCUAACUAUGAAUCUGAAAAACAAUUGACUGCUGUUAGAUUUUGCAUUACGACACCUGGCCUGUGUUGGGCCUUCCAGAGCAUCAAAGGGCAAGGACUCUAGUUUGAUCAACUUAGAUUGAGUUCAAAUAUGAGCUUAAAUAAGGAGAUCCAGCUCUGGAACAAUCUCAGCCGUUCAUCCAAUAUCGGAGUAGAUCUGAGACAUCCGAGAAGAAUAUGGUCCAUCCAAGCCAAGGGGAAGUAGAUCACAACCAGUGAUCAAGAUCUGAAGAUUUGGAUCGGAUUUGGAGCAACUUCCACCAUUGGAUCAUUCUGAAGCAAUCUCAACCGUUGACUCAGAUUGCAGAUCAGAUUUAAGUGGGAAAUGAGAAGCUACAGGUUGUUCGUGAAUUUGCUACAGUUCACGUCAAGAACAGGGGCGAGCUCGUUCCGGCGAUCUUCUUCCUUGAUCCAUUCCACCGCCGGCAAGCUGCUGAGGUCAAGGGCGUUUCCCUUCCUCCGGUCAUUACCCAUCUUCAAGUCGGCGACGUCAUUUCCCCAUCUGAUUUCUAUUUCUGUCGCGAUUUCCAUGAGAAGAACGGAGAAGUGGAGCAAUCCGGUGGUUUCAGCCGAUUUCUUUCCCGUCUUCCAACCAGCGACCUUCUUCCUCGAAGCUCUGUUUAGUGUUUGCUUCUGACUUCUCUGUUUUCUGCAUCGAUUUCUAAUUCUAGCUGCGUUUCAUCUGAUUUGAUCGGUUAUUCAUCACUUAUGUGCUGUCGACAUCUUCGUCCAAUCCAAUGAGUGUUUGGGAAUGCCCUAGCUCACUUCGGUUCAACACUUUUCUAGUUGAGAAUGUUUGCUCUUGUUUCUGUUCAAUUUCAUAGAUCCGAAUUAGCUUUAGUUAGUUUCUAUUUCUAGUUGUUGUACUCCUUAUCUGUCAUUUUCACUUAACUGAGUAGAUCUCCUUCCAUGUGACGAAUGGUUGGCUUGAUCCUUUAUGCAUCUGAUCUUCAUGAUUCAAUUUGUUCUUGCCUUGUUCUGGCUUAGUUUUCAUUUUGUUAGCACUGUUCAAUUUGAGAAGUAUUAGUUAGUUUCAUUAGUUUAGCUGUGAAAGGAUCUUGAUUCUGUUACAUGAUCUUGAUUCAUGUUUGCCAUUUGUGACUUUGCUUAAUUCAUGCUUUGAUCUUGUUUGUGUUUGAUUGUUGUUCUUGUUUGCUGUUUGUUUAGAAUGCAAGUAGGUCAGAUCGGUUUCAACCAAAUGCUCAAGUUUCCUUAAUUGCUUUGCUCUUCUUCAAUUCAUUCCAUCAGAAGUUUAUAUAGGCUAUCUUUUACUACUUAUCUUUUAGCAUUUAUAGUUUAAAACCCAAAACCCCAUAUCUAAUAAAUCAAUCCUAAAAUAUUAAGCAUUGGCUACAUUCAUUGGGAGACGACCCAAGUUAUCUCUAUGCUACAUUAGUGUAGAAUGGAUUCGGUCACUUAAUUCUUUUGAUACCCAUUUCACGACAAAAUUAGGGUUUAUCAAAUUUGGCGCCGUUGCCGGGGAAUGUAGCGGUGUUUGAUACCUUAGGAUUGUUUCUUUUUCUUUUUAUAUAAAAAUUUGAAAAAAAAUUGUUUCAAUUGCUUUCAUGUUCAUAUAUCCAUGUGUUUGAUAUGAUAUGCUCCUGUAUCUUCUAAUUGUAGUUGCUAGUAUUUCAGUGUAAGAGCAAGAAACUUCUUUGACCAUGGAUCCAUAUUAUCAGUACUAUCAACCUCAGACUUGGUUCUAUCAGCCUGAACAUCAGUACUACCCACCUGUGGAUCAAUCAAAUUUUAGGUCUGAGGUUGCACAUAGUCAGUUUACUGACUCAUAUCCAGCACAUCAAGGCCCACAGGGAGUUCAAAUUGAUUAUAUAGCUAUGCGGAAAAAGAUUCGUGGCAUUCAACAAUUCAAGGAGGAGACAUUGCAUGAAUAUUGGAAGAGAUUUAAGGAACUUUGCUCUAGUUGUCCUCAACAUCAAAUUAGUGAUCAGUUGCUUGUCCUACAUUUUUAUGAUGGAUUGUUUCCGUUUGAUUUGUACAUGGUGGAUAAAGCUAGUGGAGGGCCCUUGAUUGAUAAAACUCCUGAUGAAGCUAUAAAACUUUUGGAAACCAUGGCUGCCAACCCUCAACAAUUUAGAAAUGGACAACUAGUUACCAUAAGAGUUGAUGAGAUUAUUCCUACGGAUGUAGAGGUGCCUGAGCAAAGGAAUUGUAUUGUUUUUGACAGGCAUGAUCUUGAUUUUAUUAUUUCACAGGAGUCCUCUAAUACUUCUUGUUGUGAUGUUGUAGUUGUAAAAAUUUCUGACUCUACUGAUAAUGUUGUUGUAGAUGUUGUUGAUGAUGUAGGUACUGAUGUAGAUGAUGAUGUAAGUGUAGGGGAUUGCACAUUGGAAGCAAUACCUCAAGAAUCACCUGAACUAGAUGUGGAUGAUGAGAGUGUAGGGACUUGUAUUAUGGAGGCAAGAACCCAAGAAUCACUAUCUGUGGUUGUACAUUCACCUGAGUCAAAACCAGAGUCUAAGCUAUUAUCUGAUGAUGAGGAGGUCACAACCAUCAUUUUAGAACCUCCAGGUACCUUUCAACAUGACAAGGUUAAUAUUUCUUGUGAUUCAUUAGAAGAUUUUAUAAAGGUACCAUUUAUUGAUUUUGUUGGAUGUGAUGCAUUUCUUGAACCAUGUAAUGUAGAAACUAAUAUUUUCCCAUACUUGCAAGAGGUGUUGUCUUUUGUUGAUUUUGUAGGAGAAUAUAAGCUUCCGGAGUGGAUGCUUAAAUUGAAUCGUCUUCAACCUCCAGGGCAAAUUUUCAAGGAGCACAUGGUGGGAGGAGAGGUCUUGACUUCAAUGCACAAUAUUCCACUUCCAAAGUGGAUUUCGUACCUUAACCGACUCCAACCACCGGGAAGAACCAUUCCAAUACCAGCGUGGAUUCUUCUUCUUAAUCUUCUUCAACCACCCGGAAUUAAGGGGAGUUUGUUCCUUCCUUUUAUUUUUGCUUAACACAUUUCUUUAGUUUCAUACUUUACCAUUGCAUUUUACUUUCACACUUUGCAUUUUGUUUGGUACAUAGCAUGUUAUUUUGAAUAAAAGUCUCCAUGGGAAUUUCUAAGUAAUACUUUUACAAUGGUAAAAGUUCUUUAAGUUUGACCAUCAAGUUUAGGUCAUCUUACAUGAUUGAAUACUUUACUUGCAUGAUAUUGGUUAGUGUGGUGAUGGAUUCCAUUUUGAUUAAUUGAGUUUGAUUGCAAAAAAAAAAAAAAAUUACCUAAAGAGGACCACUUUAAGCCUAUACUUAAUUAUUCUUUUGUGUGGCAUGCACUCACAACAAUUGAAACUCUAGAACUUGCUUAGUUUCUUUUCAAAAUCACAAUAAUAAUUGUAUGCAUGAACAUGAUAAAGGAUAUUUCUUUCCUAUUCUUUGAUUUCUAUUCUCAUUCUUUGAUUUCUAUUCCUUCCGAAUUCUAGUUGAAAAAAUUCAUGCAACAUUGUUACUUUCCACCAUAUUUGCUUUGCCUUCAUUCUUUUGAGAGUUUGGUUGAAUUCUUGAUGAGUUAGAUUGCCAAGAUGGACAAAGGAUUAAGUGUGGGGGAUGUUAUGUGUUGGGAAUUUAUGGAAGUCAAAAUCGAUUAGAAAUUCUGAGAUUGGUGAAUUUUGUAAAAAGUGCUUGAUAAAUACUUGAAGAAAAGGGCAUUAGUUUAAAAUCAAGUGCAGUUUUUGCUUAUAUCAGAGCCUUGGACAUCAGUUUCAAAAUUAUGAGUUGCUAUUUAGUUCCUAUUGUUGGGAUUGGAAAAUGCUAAAUAU